ACUGCUUGUGGUCGAAAAGCAAAAAACAUUAUCAAACAAAAAAUUUCCUCAUUUUCAAGGGCGGCUGAUACAUUUUUGGCCAUCAUUUGUAGGAUAUUCCCAAAAUAUAUAUUUAUAAGUUAAAGUGCUUUUUAAAUUACACUUCCUAUACAUUAUUUUUCAAACAAACACCAAAUUAAAAUGACUAGAGCCAGUAUCGAAUUGGGUUUUGUUACUCCCCACAAUAUAAAGCAAUUGAAAAAGCUGAAUACAGUAGUUUUUCCCGUUUCCUAUAAUGACAAAUUCUAUGUGGAUGUUUUGGAAGCCGGCGAAUUAGCCAAAUUAGCUUACUACAAUGAUAUUGUUGUGGGUGCUGUAUGCUGCCGCAUCGAUACUUCCGAAAAUCAGAGACGUUUGUAUAUCAUGACUUUGGGCUGUUUAUCGCCAUACCGUAGACUAGGCAUUGGAACCGUUAUGUUCCAGCAUAUAUUAAAUUAUGUAGAAAAGGAUGGUAAUUUUGAUAGUAUUUUUUUGCAUGUCCAAGUUAACAAUGAAGGUGCUAUAGAAUUUUACAAGAAAUUUGGUUUUGAAAUUGUUGAAACCAAAGAACACUACUAUAAACGCAUCGAACCAGCAGAUGCCCAUGUUUUACAAAAGAAUCUACGUCUAAACACACCUGCAUCGCAUCAUCAAUGUAAUGGGCAAUCGGAGAAGCGUGAUAAGAAAACUGCCUAAUGUUAUUGUUGUACAAUUACUUAACUUACGCUCGUACGUUUGCUAGCGAACGUCCUUUAUUGGGAUUAUAUACAUAAUACUAAUUAUAUUAAUUCAUUUUUUAAAGUAGUUUCCAAAAUUUUUGUAUGUUUACUCGGUUGUAUAUAUGGAUUUAUGUGGACUUGUUUUAAAUUGCAUAUGUAAGCAGAGAAAAUAUACUAAACUAAAUAAUAAUUUAAAUAGACUAUAAAACCAAUAUAAUUUUCAUAGAAAUGUUUCAUUUACUAUUAAUUAUAAUUCAAUAUUUAUGUUAAAUCAUCUUGUAUUCGAAAUAAAAUCAAUAUAAUUCAUAAAA
Molecule: messenger RNA, 1048 nt
Organism: Calliphora vicina (urban bluebottle blowfly)
Lineage: Eukaryota; Metazoa; Arthropoda; Insecta; Diptera; Calliphoridae
Gene: san
Product: Probable N-acetyltransferase san
Exons: 3
Coding region: 181-714 (177 amino acids)
Biological process (GO): mitotic sister chromatid cohesion
Cellular component (GO): NatA complex
Molecular function (GO): N-acetyltransferase activity
Source: RefSeq, a predicted model, not a curated record